UCAAGCUGGGCGGGGGUGGGUGGGUGUCGUGAAUCGCGGAGAUGGCGGACGGAGAUCUAGGCGGCGUCCCCGACGCGCUGAUCGACCCGGACGGCGUCUUCAAGUACGUCUUGAUCCACGUGGAGCCCGCGGGGCCGGGGCCGGGCAAGGACAUCGUCCGCGGCCACGCUUGGGCCGAAUACCACGCCGACCUCUUCGAGCAAGCGGCCCAGGAGCUGGAGAAGCGGGGCUUCCGAUGCCGGUGCCUGGGCGGCGGCCGCAUCUCCCACCGGAGCGCCGCCAAGAAGAUCCACGUCUACGGCUACUCCGUGGGUUUUGGCCGAGCAAAACAUGCCGUUGCCACAGAGAAGCUGAAGGCCAGGUACCCCGAUUAUGAAGUCACCUGGGCCGAUGAAGGAUACUGACCUUCUGACCUCACCUUUGCGACCGCACAGCAGCAAGCGGGCACUGACGUGGAAGCCAGGUGUGGAAAUCCUGCCGGCCUCCGGAGCUGUGCGCUGGGCUGCCCUGUGACCAAACCCGGCGUGUCUGUGCAUUGGUAGAAGGAAAAUAAAUGAUUGCGCUCGAUGCUUAAGGUGUCAUGUUCCCUCACGCCUCUUCCUGGAUCCAUUCGCUUCCUGUGAUGUCUAGAGAAACGACGGUGAAGGGAGGAAGAUAGUUUUUUAUGUUUGCGUAUGGACUGGAAAAACCACAGAGGAAGCCGCUGAAAUAAUAAGCAUGGACAUCUGCACCGUUUAGAAUGCAAACGCGCAAAGAUUGUCCUCAUCUGCUUGCCACAAGGGCUCCGUUUCGUGCGUAUACAAAGCAGCAAUGUUCCCAUGGCUGCUUGCACUUUGAAGUUGCUUUGUUUUCUUGAUAACUGUAGCCAGUCAGUGUCUUUUUUUCCUGGAAAUCUCAGUAGUUGUAACGUUUUCGUGUAACGUGGAAAGCUGUAGGAAGCUGCUUAGAAAGGAGAAUAAAGCGGCCCUGUUCUGGGCCCGAUCCAAAC
Pseudonaja textilis is the source of this 988-nucleotide messenger RNA. RefSeq names its product phosphohistidine phosphatase 1 (gene PHPT1). Lineage: Eukaryota; Metazoa; Chordata; Lepidosauria; Squamata; Elapidae. Gene Ontology annotation, biological process: peptidyl-histidine dephosphorylation. Gene Ontology annotation, cellular component: cytosol. Gene Ontology annotation, molecular function: protein histidine phosphatase activity. The record is from RefSeq and is a predicted model, not a curated record.